AUGUCGGCCGCGAUCGAGCAGCGCAACCAAGAUGCAACUGUGUAUGUGGGAAAUCUGGACGAUCGCGUGACUGAGGAGAUUCUUUGGGAGCUUAUGCUACAGGCAGGAAGUGUGUGUAACGUGCACAUGCCCCGUGACAAGGUCUCAGGCGCUCACCAGAAUUAUGGCUUUGUAGAGUUUCGAUCCGAAGAGUGCGCUGAAUACGCAGUUAAAGUGCUGAACAUGAUUCAGUUAUACGGACGAGUGAUUCGCGUCAAAAAAGCGUCAAACGACAGGAAGAAUCUGGACGUCGGCGCUAAUUUAUUUAUUGGCAAUCUGGACCCAGAGGUAGACGAAAAGCUACUGUAUGACACUUUUUCGGCCUUUGGGGGUAUCGUUGAGACCCCUAAGAUCAUGCGUGACCCAGACACUAAAGCCAGUAAAGGCUUUGGAUUUAUAAGCUUUGACUCGUUUGAAGCAGCUGACUUAGCUAUCGAGUGUAUGCACGGUCAGUACCUUUGCAAUCGACAAGUGGUGGUGCAGUACGCUUUUAAGAAAGAUAGUCAGAACGAACGUCAUGGCUCUGAGGCUGAAAGAUUACUGGCUCAGUCAAAUCCAAACAAGCUCAAACCUCACACAAUGUUCGCCUUUACAACUGGCGCUGCUCCUUACAUGGACGUACCUCCCCCACCUCUUCAUUUCAAUCAGAGUGCUGCAGGCUAUAUGGGCAUGGGAAUGGUGCCACCGCCUCCACCUCCUGCAGCGAUGGGGAUGGCGUAUCCACCUCCCCCUCCUCCACCAGUAGGAAUGAUACCACCGCCACCAAUGACAAGAUAA
Messenger RNA from Plasmopara halstedii, 816 nucleotides. RefSeq names its product splicing factor 3b subunit 4-like. Gene Ontology annotation, molecular function: RNA binding. Gene Ontology annotation, cellular component: U12-type spliceosomal complex; nucleolus. The transcript has a single exon. The record is from RefSeq and is a predicted model, not a curated record. NCBI's taxonomy places the organism in Eukaryota, Oomycota, Peronosporomycetes, Peronosporales, Peronosporaceae. Bases 1 to 816 code for a protein of 271 amino acids. Gene Ontology annotation, biological process: positive regulation of mRNA splicing, via spliceosome.